Nothoprocta perdicaria is the source of this 3180-nucleotide messenger RNA. RefSeq names its product transmembrane protein 175 (gene TMEM175). NCBI's taxonomy places the organism in Eukaryota, Metazoa, Chordata, Aves, Tinamiformes, Tinamidae. Gene Ontology annotation, cellular component: endosome; lysosome. The coding region runs from base 475 to 1737 and encodes 420 amino acids. Gene Ontology annotation, molecular function: potassium ion leak channel activity; proton channel activity. The record is from RefSeq and is a predicted model, not a curated record. The transcript is spliced from 8 exons.
AUGCUCCGAGUAACCCACGAAACCAGGGUUGAAAGAGUGGAGUCAUUCUGAAGUUACGAGCCAUAGGUUUUAUUCGGUUGCCCCAAUACGAUUUAUGUGUUGGAGACGAACGUUUUUGUGAAAGCAUUUGUUUACAUAUUAUAUAUUUUUAUAUAUUUGGCAUCAGUUGAAGAACAUACUAUACCAUAGUAUACAGCAUACUAUAGUGCAGGCUGAAUGCCGAUGUUAAAAUAAGGCCAAUUGUAAAGAUCUUCAGCAUGGAUGGCGAAAAAGAGUUUGCUUGAAAGGAAGUGUAUUUAAAAAAUGUAUUUUGUGAUGAUACGUAAUUCCUCACUGGCGGACAUUGCCCAUAAUUUCCAAGUGUAGCAUUUACCUUUCUCCCCUUAUUUUGUCUGCUUGUCACUUCAUGUUUUGUUUCAGAAACUGGGUGAAAGUGUCCAGCAGCUCCUCCUAGCAAAAAUUGCGGUCUACUUGAUGACCUUCUUGAUAGUCACAGUGGCAUGGGCAGCUCACGUAAGACUGUUUCAGGUGAUAGAGCUCAUAGAUGAUGUCCUCGCUCUUCUAAAUCUGGCCUGUAUGAUGAUCAUAACCUUCUUGCCAUACACAUUUUCUUUAAUGGCCUCCUUCCCAGAUGUACCUUUUGGCAUUUUCCUGUUCAGUGUCUGUGCUGUCAUCAUUGGCCUUAUCCAGGCACUGAUAGUAGCCUAUGGAUUUUAUCACCCACACUUACUAAAUCAACAGAUACAAGUAUCUGAAAACCAGAACUUCUAUAAACGUCAUAUCUUAAAGAUUAUUUUAAGAGGACCGAUUUUAUGCUUUUUAGCAGCCAUCUUUUCUUUUUUCUUUAUCCCUUUGUCUUAUGUGCUGCUUGGACUCGUUAUUGUUUUUCCGCACCUCAGUCGAUUCAUUACAUGGUGUAAAACCAAGAUUGUUGGUGAAAGAGAUGAAGAGGAACAUGGUAGCUUAGAGACCUUCACUUUUUACCUCAGUGAGCCUCUGAGUAAGGAGCGAGUAGAGGCAUUCAGUGAUGGAGUCUAUGCGAUUGUAGCAACCCUGCUUAUUCUGGACAUAUGUGAAGACAAUGUCCCGGAUCCUGGAGAAGUUAGGGAAAAGUUCCACGACAGCCUCCUUGAGGCAUUAAGUGAAUACGGACCGAACUACCUUGCCUACUUUGGCUCUUUUGUAACAAUUGGCCUUCUCUGGUUUGUCCACCACUCGCUUUUCCUUUAUCUAACCAAGGCUACACGACUAAUGGGACUGCUCAACAUACUUUCUCUGGCUUUCAUCGGGGGCCUCCCACUGGCUUAUCAGCUUACCAGCGAAUUCGCAGAGAGAUCUCACAAUGAAAUAGAAGCCAUCCAGGUCAGCUGCGUUAUCACCUUCUUUGCCAGCAUAUUUCAGUUUGCCAUAUGGACUACAGCCCUUCUCCAUGAAAGAGAAACUCUGCAUCCUUUCGCUAGAUACGGUGGCAAGGAGCAUGCCUUCAUGUUUGCCAAGCUUGCGCUCUACCCCUGUGUGAGCCUGGGCGCCUUCUUUCUGACGUGCUUGCUAAGUGAAUUCAGCACUGCAAUUUUCCACCUUAUGCAGAUUGUGAUCCCAUUUGCUUUCCUUGCCUUGCGCAUUUUUGUCAGAAUUGCCUUGGCCAUCCUAAAGUCUGUGAUGUCCUUCUCCAGAAGGAAGGUUGUGUUGUUAGAGGAAGAGGAGGCAUGUUUGUCUUCUGGUGAAACGCUGUCCUAAUUUUUUCAUGCAGUGCAAGUGAAAGUGUAACAUUGCAUAAACUACAUUAACUCAAUGUGAUUUAGAACUAAAGUAUGCAUUAUAUUGAUCUAAACUAAAGCUUGUUUUGAUCAUAACUGGGGCAUACUUAAGUUUGGUAAUGCUUAAGACCCUUUCUCCAAAACAUGUGAUUGGAAAAAGUUGGGUUAGUAGGAGAGACAAGGAAAAGCAUGUUUUCCUUCGUUUAAAAUUUCCUCUUUGGAGGGAAAAAAUGUUGCUUGAAGUGUAAGUGCAGUGAUGAUCACUUCAGAAGCAUGCAGACAGAUGCUCAGCAAGAUGCCCUGUUCCUGACAUCUGGAAGUCAUUGUGGCAGCUGAACACAGGCACAAAUAAAUGAUUAUGCUGCUAUGUGAAGAGCACAUGAGGCCUGAAGACAUGAAGGGAGACCUCUGAGUGGAUUGAUAGAACAUUUAUGCAAACGUUUUGGGGUUUUGGGUUUUUUUUUUUUUUUUUUUUUUUUGUUAAACCGUCUCUUCUGCAAAGCCACAGAAUUAUGGUGUUAUUUCAAAAGUUACUUGCUUUUGAAUGGCUCUGAGCUUGAGUUUAGGUGGAAAUUGCAAUUGGGACUGAUGAUGCAGUUUUCCAGGCUGCCUUAACACUUAAUAGGAAAAAUGUAUUUAAUAAAUGAGGAUUCACAUAGUUACGUAUCUAAGGUUUGAACUAGCUUUGUAAUCAACAAGGGAAGAAACUUGAACUGUGGGACCACCAGUACAUCUGUCCUCAGCUGUGAAACAUGCUGCCCCUUUGAAAAGACAGAAUGGGAUUUCUCAGGGUUUUUGUGUCUGUUCUCCUGCCUGUUGAAAGGAACCUCCUUAAAAAAGAUCAGCUUAAGUUUUGGGAGUCAUGGAGUGCAGAGAUUUUCCAAAUACCUCUUCCCAUGUUCCCAUGUAGAGACUUUCUGAGGAGUUAAUACAAGAAACACCUACAGAUUUUGGAGCUGCAGCAAGAGGGUUGAAGGAACGAACCCAGGACCAGCUCUAGUCUCUGGAAUAUUGGGUCUUAUGCAGCCAAACUCCCAACUUUUCCCUGCAUAUUGCUGAACAGAGGAGGUGUGCAAAGUCAUCCAGGCUCUGGUUCCCUGGAUGGUUAUGUGUUUCUUUUGGGCAGAGCCAUUAAUUUUGUUUCUUCAAUUGUCUUAGUGCCUGAUAACUUUUCUGCCAUGUCCAGAGGUAUUUGAGGGAUUUCAUUUUUCCCCUUAAAAAAAAUACUGUAGCAAAAGUAUCUGGAAUAACUGCUAACGGAAACAAAAUUGUGGUUAGUUUCAGUCUAGAUCAGUCUGAAAGCACUUAUACUUUUUGUUUGAAGCACCUUGGUAAGCACACAUAACAUUUAGUGUUGGGUACUCUAUGUAAGAGAUCGUCUUCAGAUAUUUUUAGGGGUUUUAUAUUUGGUUGAAGCUGAAGG